Molecule: messenger RNA, 1236 nt
Organism: Saprolegnia parasitica CBS 223.65
Lineage: Eukaryota; Oomycota; Saprolegniomycetes; Saprolegniales; Saprolegniaceae
Exons: 3
Coding region: 49-1236 (395 amino acids)
Source: RefSeq, a predicted model, not a curated record
CAAUCAGCGACGCGAAGUCGACCAAGCCUCUUCGAUAUUUUUGUGGCGAUGCGAACCCGACCCAGCACCACCUCAACGGCCAACGACCCGAUCGCCGCGCUCGAAGCACGCAUUGAAGUGCAGGCGCGUGCGAACGCUGCAGAGCUUCAAGAGCUUCGCGCUGCUCUUCGAGCUAUCGCCCCGCCCGACGAGGCGAGCCAUGCCGAGACAGCGCUCGAGCGCGAGAACGCCGAGCUCAAGGCGAAGCUGGCAGUGCUCGAGCGCCAGCAUCGCGAGCUCCAGACGAUGUUUCAAGAGCACCUUUGUGGCGUACAGCACGCGGCAACGACCAUGGCUGCCAAAGUCAACCGCCUAUGUGAGGUGAACGGCAACGACGAUGCGGCCGGUCCCGCCGUACAGGCCUUUGAUCCACCUGCGGUCGGCAAGCGUCCUGCGGCGGCGCGUGCGAGCGACGGUCCUAUGACUGCAGCCAAGCGCCCAUGCCGCCAGCGUGAUAGUGCGGUCCAAGACCAGGAAGAGGCGCCAACGGUCCCGGCGUCCGAGCCGCCUGCCGCCCCAUUGACCGACGAGGCGCGGCUCAGAGCAGGCAUGGACUUGACGCCGGCGCUUGUCGAUCGUUUUCUCAAACACCUUCAAGUAAGCCGUACGAAGAAUGGUAUCUGUAUCGUGACCAAGCGGGUCUGCCGCAUUCUUCCGGCAUCCGUGCUGUCGUCGCUCAUGGGAUCGGGCACGCCACCGCCGUUGCCGGCUGCGUACGGAGGCCUUCUAACGGGCGAGAUCAUCGUGCUGCCUCUCUUUUUAGAGAAUCACUGGAGCGUGACCAUGGUGUUUGGUUUCCACAAUGCGACGAGCUCGCCUGCGACGAUAGUCUUUUUUGACACGUUUGACAGCCAGCACCGCGAGGCCGGGAUUCGAACCCACGUGGCCGACUUUCUGGCCGCGGUGCAUCACACGACCCGGUCGGGCGCCAAGAAGCCGCUCGAGUUCCACCACGACUAUGUCAAAGUGCCGUUUCAGGACAGUCCCAGCGACAGCGGGCUCUGGAUGCUGCGCAGUGUGGAGCUCACGCUUCGCGCAUGCAGCGCAACACGCAAGAUCUCUCCGCAUUCGUUGUUUGCGACCAACUUUUACAACGUGACGCUCGAGCAUUGGAUCUGCGAUAGUGUUGAACAAGCGCGGGACUCGAUCCAAGACAGACGCACGGCGAUGAUCGAGACACUUUGUUGCUACAACUAG